AUGGUUGAUGGUGGAAUAAGCUACAUUCAAGACGACAAUUCAGGUUAUGAGGAAGAUCUAGAGGUAGAUCCCGAGCAUCAGCAUGCUGAGCAAGACUCCCAAUCGCGGAGGGUCGUCGGACCUACUCCUCAGCAGUGGAUUGAUAUCAAAGAUGUCUUCUCUCAGUUGUACAUUGCUGAAAACAGGAAGUUAAAGGAUGUUAGAACCAUCUUGCGCAAGAAGUACGGUUUCAAUGCCAGCGAGAAGAUGUUCAAGCGACGAAUUACUGAGUGGAAGAUUCACAAGAACUACAAAGCUAAGGAUAAAGAGCUUCUGGCGAAACGGGUGAAAGAAUACGUGGAUGCCGGACACGACAUUCAGUCGAUCUCAUUUCGUGGAAGACCGUUGAAGCUCGAUCGAGUCAAGCGCCAUUAUCGCAGCGACAAAAGGUUCACUCAACUUUGGGAACAGCUGUCACAGAGUCCAGAAUCUGUGUCUGUUGGAGAUAUGACAAUCAAGGACGAAUCGCCAUCUAUAGUCCCAAACAGAUCAAGAACCUUGCCAAACUCUAGCACUCCGCCUACAGACUCUGACUCCAUCAUGCAAGACAGCAAUGGUUCUGAUGUUGGUUCCAUGACGAUCAACGUUCUCCCGCCGACUGAUCUGUACAACAUGCAAUGUAGUCUAUUUCACACUCGAGAGGCGGUGCAGUGGCAGUUCACGGCCUUCAACCGACUCAAGAUGAACGAACUGCAACAUCGGUUCCCGAACUCCAUUCCAGAAGAGGUCAAAGCCGGACAGACAGAUCAAGUGUCAGCAUUCUGGCUGGGUCUCUAUCAUGGGUUCGACUACUUGCAGACAGGCAGAUCGAGCGAAGCAUGGAAAAAUUUCGACGUAUGCUCCAGUAUGGUACAGCCAUUGCUACAUUCUGCACCUGUUCAGCUCUUAUCCUGCCUGUUGGUACACUUUGCAACCCCAUGGCUGGGAAUGGCUGCGCUGGAGCAGCAUCUACUAAGUUUCGUCUCAUCUAUGGCAGCAAAUACCUUUGGGAAAGAUCAUCCUUAUGUCAAAGCUUUAAGAAUGAUGGUUGCCGCUGACAGUCGAAAUCGCAUUGUUGAGUCAAUGAUGCAAUUGAUUGUUGAGGGCUACAGCGCUCGACGAAGACCCAGCAAUUCGUCGCUCUUUGCCUUGCGCGUUGACCAGAUCGACAUGCUCCGGAAACGCAAGAAUUUCCAACCUGCUCAUCAUAUGUGCCAGCAAUUGAUCAAAGACAGUCAGUCCAUGCCUCCGAAACGGUAUAGGACUGCGCUAGCGGCUUUGGGAAGGCUGUAUGCGGAUCAGAACGAGGAGUUUGCUGUCGAGGGGGUGGCGCACCGCAUUCUCCAGCAUGAGACGUCGGAUUCAGGUACGACAAAUAGUGGAAGCGCAGCUUGGGCCUGCGACCAGCUCGCUACUCUUUGUCUGAGUCGUAAAGAAUACGGUCUAGCCGAGCGAUAUCUUCGUCGAGCGGCGCGCAUGUCCUACACUGGACUCCCGCACCGAGGUCCUUCGACGGAUUCUUUCACUCAAAAGCUGGAUUCCUGUUUGCGACAGCAGGGCAAGAGGGGCCGUCUCAGUGAGAUCCAUGAAGAGCCAGGUAUGGAGCAGGAAGAGACCGCCAGUGGAUCACAACAGUGA
Messenger RNA from Fonsecaea multimorphosa CBS 102226, 1656 nucleotides. RefSeq lists its product as uncharacterized. The record is from RefSeq and is a predicted model, not a curated record. Gene Ontology annotation, molecular function: protein binding. The transcript has a single exon. Lineage: Eukaryota; Fungi; Ascomycota; Eurotiomycetes; Chaetothyriales; Herpotrichiellaceae. The coding region runs from base 1 to 1656 and encodes 551 amino acids.